Messenger RNA from Nomia melanderi (Alkali bee), 1587 nucleotides. NCBI's taxonomy places the organism in Eukaryota, Metazoa, Arthropoda, Insecta, Hymenoptera, Halictidae. The record is from RefSeq and is a predicted model, not a curated record.
GUUGGCGUCACAGUUUCCUUGUUUCCUGUUUCUUAUCACUCGCUUAUCAUUCUUAUCGAUACACGUUAACGAGAUCACGUUUACUUUUAGAAACGCCAUAGUUACAGCAAAUGUCUUCCGACCGAUGGAUUUAUGAUUAUUUUUUCCUUUUUUCUUUUAAAUAUAUGAUUUACCGUUCGACGAUAUUUAGGUUCCUUUUGACAGUGGAAUAUUAUAUGAUUUCCUUGAUGGUUGAAAUGUAGAAUUUCUUAGUUGAAAUGUAGAAUCUAUCAUUUUGGUAGUGUUAGCAGUUUUAUUGGAAUGAUCUGCUUACGAUAAUGUAACAAAAACAAAGGUAGCUAUUAAAAAAAUUUCACCUUUCGAACAUCAAACGUAUAGCCAGAGAACUUUGAGGGAAAUAAAAAUUCUGACCAGGUUUAAGCAUGAAAAUAUAAUAGAUAUAAGGGAUAUAUUAAGGGCACCUACCAUAGAACAAAUGAAAGAUGUAUAUAUUGUUCAAUGCCUGAUGGAAACUGAUCUCUAUAAACUUCUUAAAACGCAGGCUAUUAGUAACGAUCAUAUAUGCUAUUUUCUUUACCAAAUACUACGAGGAUUAAAAUACAUUCACUCUGCAAACGUGUUGCACAGAGACUUGAAACCAAGCAACCUUCUCUUGAAUACCACAUGUGACCUUAAAAUCUGUGACUUUGGUUUGGCUAGAGUAGCUGAUCCAGAGCACAAUCAUGCUGGCUUCCUUACAGAAUACGUAGCGACAAGAUGGUACAGAGCUCCUGAAAUAAUGCUCAAUUCCAAGGGCUAUACUAAGUCUAUAGACAUCUGGUCGGUUGGUUGCAUACUUGCGGAAAUGCUAUCAAGACGAGCAAUAUUUCCGGGUAAACAUUACUUAGACCAAUUGAACCAUAUAUUGGGAGUCCUUGGUUCACCAUCUGCCGAGGAUCUUGACUGCAUCGUUAACGAAAAGGCACGUAAUUACCUUCAGUCAUUACCAUUCAAACCAAAGGUUCCAUGGACGACACUUUUCCCCAACGCUGAUCCACGAGCUUUAGAUCUUUUAGAUAAAAUGUUGACGUUUAAUCCUAACAAGCGAAUCGUCGUGGAGGAUGCACUCGCGCACCCCUACUUAGAACAAUAUUACGAUCCUUCUGACGAGCCUGUCGCGGAAGAGCCAUUUAAAUUUGACAUGGAGCUAGACGAUCUUCCGAAGGAAGUUUUGAAGCAAUACAUCUUCGAAGAAACUCUCCUGUUCCAAAAGAAUCACCAGGAGAAUGCUAUGUAGUCUACUGGUACCGACGUUCUCACUACACUCAAACGAUUCCACAGUGAUCGGCAUUUAAAAAACGAUAACGAUAACACGUUUCAGCUGCAACGGGUGUGCAGGAUGACCAAAAAGGGUGCGAGGACGAGGUGUCAUAAUAACAGAAGUGUACUUCAUUUACAGUUGUUCACUCGAUCGAAUAUAUGUGAAGAAAAGAGAAGCUCUUCGAACGCGACACCGAUCGAGAAGUAAUGGUCGAUCCAGCGGUUUAACGGGCGAGAGAGGAAUGGUGAAUGAGGUAAAGCAAACAAACAAACAAACAAACAAACAAA